ACACAAGGUGUCGGAGACAUAUUGUUUUUGCUCCGUUUCUUAUUAUUCUUAUUAUUAUUUUCUUCUUAUUUUUCCUCUUCUUUAGUGAGAAUUUUUUAUGUCUCCGAACACAUAGUGUCGGAGACAUAUUGUUUUUGCUCCGUUUCUUAUUAUUCUUAUUAUUAUUUUCUUCUUAUUUUUCCUCUUCUUUAGUGAGAAAUUUUUAAGUCUCCGAACACAUAGUGUCGGAGACAUUGUUUUUGCUCCGUUUCUUAUUAUUAUUUUCGAUUUUAUGAACGUGUAUUGACUGAUCCACUUCAAACUUUGUGAUAGGGGGUCAUGAGGAGGGGUGCAAUCAACUUUCCAAAUUUUCAAAAUGGCCGCCAAAAACGUAAAAUAAAAUAUAAAAAUCAAGGUUGUCGGAUUUCAACCAAACUAUAUCUAGGGUAAUUUGUUGAUCCCGAGUCCAUUCCCACCAUCAAUUUUUUUUGAGCCGCUACUUUCAAAAUGUCCGCCUUAUACCGAAAUAUUUUAAAGAGUUAAAAUCUCAAUACAUUUGGGUUCUGGGGUCAAUUGAGGGUCCACAGUUCAUUUUUACGCUAAGUUUAUAUUUUGAAUGAAACGGAUUUCCCCCUCCCUUUUUACUUCGUUAAGGGCGAAAAUAGACACUGCCAGCUGUCUGGUUUCACAUCGUGAUCUCUAACGUAUUGUUGAUCUUGCCGUACAAUUUAGAACGUGAUCCAGAAUUAACUAAAAUUGCUGUCCACCUAAGUACCCCCUUGCUUGUCGUAAGAGGCGACUAAAUGGGGCGGUCCUUCGGAUGAGACCGUAAAAACUGAGGUCCCGUGUCACAGCAAGUGUGGUACGAUAAAGAUCCCUGUCUGCUCAAAGGCUGUAAGUACCGAGCAUAGGCCUGGAAUUUACAGUCCUUCAGUGGCAAUGGUGACCUGGUUAUAUGAGGGUGUCCGGGCAGCGCAGAGGUAGCGCUCUCAGUUCUCACUGCUGUGACCCGAGUUCGAUCUCCGUGAUCGGCAGUGGUUGUAUGUGAGAGGGUAUGGCGGUCGCCCGCUCGGACACGUGGGUUUCCUCCCACCUAAAUGACCCCCUAGCGCAAACAUCCUUUUUGUGAAUCAAAGGACCCCAUUGGAAAUAAGCUUUCGAGCUUUCAUGGGUUAUCAUUGGUAAUUAUGUUUGUAUGCACAUGUAUGUAUAUACCGAAUAAUUUUUUUUUUUUUAGUGAAAACUUCUCGAGAGGGACGUUAAACAUACAAUCAAUCUGACCACCUACUUACAGCUGUGUGUGUGUGUGUGUUUGUCUUGCUGUCUACUUGUCAUUAAAUAUGUUUUUUAAAUGAGAAUAUUUCGAAAGUAAGGACGUUAAAUAUGAUGCAUUAGUACUGGUAUUAUACACAAGUCAUUGGACUUCUCUAAACUGUUCUCUGGUUGGUCCAGAGAAAUGUUUUGAGUUACAAUAUUGCUGCGUGAAUUUACUCCCAAAAAGAUAUGGGUGGGUUUUUUUUCCAAUUUUUUUAAUUGUACUUUGCAAAACAAAUCAGAUCGUUUGCUUUCAUAUUCAGCGAAUUAAUAGAAAUAAAGUAAUAUACAGUACAUGUAUAUAUAUCUUGUGUAUAUCGACAGUCAUAACGUAAAAAUUUAGAUGACCUCUGAUAUAUUUCCAAAGAUUGUUUUUGUAUUAAAUGAUAACCUUGAAAAAUAUGUGUCGAUCUUACAAUUUUACUCAUACUGCAUUUCGAAAUCCCUGAUAUGAAUAACACAUUUGAAUACAUAUAUUGUAUUAAUUAUAGAUAUUUAUAUAUGAAACUUUUCGUCAAGCACGAUUGACAUAAAUCGUUUCUUUACGUAAUUCCGAGUGCCACCACUGGGAAGUGACGCUAUAUCUAGCCGAUUCUUGGUUGUUAGCAAGAGGAAACGAUCCUUGCUUUCAGUUCGGCGUACUCGGAAACACUUAAGAGUUCGGAAAUAUCACAGCAAUCAAAAUCAUGGUUGUAUUUUAGAAAACAUUUUAAUCUGAGACAACAAAAGGAUUUCUGUUUAUCGUUUUUCUUCAUAGUAAUUCAAUAAAUAUUUCAAAUCCAGAAAACAUAGGCAAUAUUUAUGUAAAGUUCCAUGAAUAAACAUGAUUUUACUUUGAAUGAAGGAAUUGUGGCACUCUUCUGUGAUAAAAUGGAUGCCUUGACUUCAGCCGAAUCACAGAAUCCUCAAGGAAGUGACGUAGUUUUCCCUGUCGACCAUGUGACUACCAAUUUGAGAAUGCCGUCUGUUAGCCCUUCUCAAUAUAUUUGCGAUAUGCUUGAUCCAUUAUUUGAGGAGUCAUACAUAGAAGGAAACGAAUAUACGGGACAACAGCAGCAAAGCCAUUUAGAAAAUAUUGUGGAUUCUACUAGUAUAUUUUGCGCUAAUAACAACAUUAACGGUACGGAGACCGGAAAGAUGAGGGGAGAAUCACCGGACACUGCCUGCAAAGUCACAGACUCCGCGGACUUUUACCAGGGAUACCAGGCUCAGUCCUACCCCACGGAUUACUCGGAGGGCCACGAGAGAUUGACACACCAAGGAAACUAUGAAGUGUCAUACUGUGCAAAAAUAAUGGACACUAACCCAGUGUGUGAAGACAGAAACGCAGCGUAUGAUAGGCAGUACCUUACAAAUAAAAGGACAAAAUACACAGAUUCCAAUGAAUUUGCUCGCUGGUCUAACAAACACCCAGAGACCUGGUCUUCACAAGAAGUUUUGGACUGGAUCUUCUAUACAGCUGAGAAAAAUGGAAUUGACUGCGAACAUCUUUACGCAGAAAACUUCCGAAACAUCGCUGGGUUUGAUCUCUGCAAGAUGGGCCUUGAUGGUUUCCUCAGACUCGAGCCCAACUAUGGCCGUCUGUUUUACAAAAUGUUUCGGGACUUGUGUGAUGGAUUGUUCUUUCAUCAGAGGAUUGAGACUCCAUCACACCACAGUCCCAAGGCCAACGAUCUUAGUUUCUCCCCUACCAAACCGAGGGAAAACAUUAUCAUGAAUUCCGAAUCCGCCCCCCUUGCUCCUUCGUAUUAUACCGUCCCUGACAUGGCAAAAAUGGAGACAACACCUUCGCAAUAUAUGUACGAAAUUCCCGGGAUGACUCAGUACAAAUGCCGAAACAUGCAUCCGAUGUCAAAUCCAUUCCAAGCUACACAUUUGAAGCACCACCCCCUACCGCCAUACGGACACAUUCCCUCACAAAUCAUGUAUCCCAACAUGCCCAGAUGCAUACCAUACCCGACCGACGAACAUCUACACCAACCCAUUCGCCGCCGACCAGGAAGGCCUCGAACCAAGAGCCAUCCCUCUGAAGAGGAGAACCACAGAGAAAAGAAAGUCAAGAAUCAGCAUCUUUGGGAAUUUAUCUAUGAGAUUCUGAUGAACCCAAUGUAUAACCCUCAGUUCUUAAGAUGGGAAAAUCAGAGAGAGGGCGUGUUCCGCUUCGUCCAAUCAGAGGCUGUGGCCCAGCUGUGGGGAGGACUAAAAAAUAACGAAAAUAUGACCUACGAAAAACUAAGUCGAGCUAUGAGGCACUACUACAAGAGAGGAAUUUUAGAGAGAGUAGAGGGACGAAGACUAGUCUACAAGUUCUCCCGUGUAGCGAUGGAGAGAGUGAGAGAGAAACGACACUCUAUUUGACUAUAGUGUCUAUGGAGUAUGUGUUUGCAGACUUCAGUGUACACUGUCACGGACAAGAGUGGUUUCUGUGGAUGUGGUCCACACAGUUCCCGUGGUAGGCGCAUUCUACCGAGUGACCAAUAUAAUUGGCUAGCAGCUUCUAGUCGAUCCUUUGUGUUCAAGUCCCAUACGCGGUGUUCGAGUUCAAGUGCGCAUGCGUAAAUAAGAUGUACUCACAUUCAAUCUUAACGUCUUAAAUGACAGACAUUAUAUCUUAUGCAGCCAGAAAAUUCCACACAAACAUGGCGAUCUUUAUCCGCAACGGAAGUGAGGAAAGGGGAGUUCAUUUCUUAUUGAACGACAAUAUCAUACUGGUGCCACUGACAUGAAUAUUUAUUAUGUUUGAUGUCCACAAACUGGACAGAGAUACUACAAAGUGUUGCUAUUCUUGUACAUUAUGCAAUAAUGUGUGUGAACAAGUUUUUUUUUAUGCCCGUAGAAUUUUAUACUGUAAAUAGCGAGUUCGGAAAUGUAAGAAACUAUAAACAUUUGCCUACUUAAAUUGUUUUAUCUUUCCUUGUGUAAUAACUAUUUUGUUAUUGAAACUGAAGUGCGGUUUAUUUAUGAUCUUUAUUACGGUAUUGUUAUGCUCUCGGUUUCUUUCUGACAUUCUGUUUAUAAACACAUAUAUUUCAAAAGUUGACCAAAGUUUUUAUGAAUAAGGGUCAUGCAAAUUUUCCAUUAGAAGACGUGUUAAAUUGAAUUUCGAUGUACUACAACGAUUUUUGCUAUUUGUUUUUGUAAAUGAAUUAUACAAGAAGGAACAUCCGUUCUUUGUGCUGCAUAAGAAAUCUCACGCAUUCCAUAAGUUUCUAAUAGACAACGUAUUUUGUAUGUCAAUCGAAUCUCAAGCCUGUGCUUUUUGUUGUUGUAAAUUAUUUUUGUAUGUUAUUUAUGAUCGCUUCUGUGUAAAGCAUCACAGCGGCGGUAGCAGCAACCAUUGCUAAAUUAGUAUUUAUUUCUUGUAAAAUAAACUUUGAAACGCUUUAA
Messenger RNA from Ostrea edulis (European flat oyster), 4680 nucleotides. Its product is annotated as ETS homologous factor-like. Gene Ontology annotation, biological process: regulation of transcription by RNA polymerase II; cell differentiation. The coding region runs from base 2107 to 3651 and encodes 514 amino acids. The record is from RefSeq and is a predicted model, not a curated record. Gene Ontology annotation, molecular function: sequence-specific DNA binding; DNA-binding transcription factor activity, RNA polymerase II-specific. The transcript is spliced from 11 exons. NCBI's taxonomy places the organism in Eukaryota, Metazoa, Mollusca, Bivalvia, Ostreida, Ostreidae. Gene Ontology annotation, cellular component: nucleus.